Molecule: messenger RNA, 1224 nt
Organism: Marasmius oreades (fairy-ring Marasmius)
Lineage: Eukaryota; Fungi; Basidiomycota; Agaricomycetes; Agaricales; Marasmiaceae
Gene: CYT1
Product: cytochrome c1
Exons: 7
Coding region: 67-1071 (334 amino acids)
Biological process (GO): mitochondrial electron transport, ubiquinol to cytochrome c
Molecular function (GO): electron transfer activity; heme binding
Source: RefSeq, a predicted model, not a curated record
CUUUCCCGAUUCCGUCCGCCAACGCGUGACAAGCUCCCUUCUCCUCCUCCGUUUUAAAAGGCCAAUAUGUUGUCGAGGUUGUCCUCAGGAGCCCUUAAACGGGCUGGCUCCUUGGCUUCCUCCCGUUCGACUCAAAUUCUCUCCUCUUCUCGUUCGACAGCCGUUCGUUUUGCAUCGUCGAGCUCGUCUGCCUCAAAUGCUUUCGAGGCCUUCUUGGGCUCUCGAAUAACUCUCGCAGGAGCAACGUUGUUCACCGCCGGCACCAUUGCAUGGUACUCCCACCUCUAUGGUUCUCUUCCUUUCCUCGGAGAAGCACACGCAAGCCACCUCAGCGACGAAGGUCUUCAUCCUACUCACUACCCUUGGCCUCAUGAUGGCUUUUUCGAUACCUUUGACCACGCUAGUAUUCGAAGAGGAUAUCAAGUCUAUCGUGAAGUCUGUGCUGCAUGUCACUCCCUCGACCGCAUUGCCUGGCGUAAUCUAGUCGGCGUCUCGCACACUGUGGAUGAGGCGCGUACCAUGGCAGAAGAAGUUGAAUAUCAGGAUGGACCUAACGAUGAGGGUGAAAUGUUCAUGCGUCCCGGAAAACUCUCUGACUACAUGCCUGCACCGUACCCGAAUGAAGAGGCUGCCCGAGCUGGAAAUGCUGGUGCCCUUCCACCCGACCUCAGUCUGAUCGUAAAAGCGCGUCACGGCGGUUGCGACUACAUCUUCUCCCUACUGACAGGAUAUAUGGACCCUCCUGCUGGUGUUGAAAUCCGUGACGGCAUGAACUACAACCCGUACUUCCCUGGUGGUGCUAUCGGUAUGGCCCGUCUCCUUUUUGACGGUCUCGUGGAAUAUGAGGAUGGCACUCCUGCAACCACCCCGCAAAUGGCCAAGGACGUCGUAACCUUCUUGAACUGGGCUGCUGAGCCUGAACAUGACGAACGAAAGAAGAUCGGUCUCAAGGCUGUCAUCCUCUUCUCCACUCUGUUUGCAAUUAGUAUAUACGUGAAACGCUUCAAGUGGACAGUUAUCAAAAACAGAAAGAUUGUCUACACCCCCCCGAAGGACCACGCCGGACACUAGAGGUAGAGGACGGUAUAUAUGCUCAAGGUUUUGUGUAGACAAUACAAUGGCUCUUCAAAUACUGAAGUUUUUCAUCUUAAUUGGAACUCAACGAUCUGCUGCGACCUGACAGAGCUCGGGUACCCUCGGUGCAUUGAAGAGUGUAUAUCCGAC